Messenger RNA from Oryza sativa Japonica Group (Japanese rice), 1595 nucleotides. Its product is annotated as probable 1-acyl-sn-glycerol-3-phosphate acyltransferase 5. The record is from RefSeq and is a predicted model, not a curated record. Gene Ontology annotation, molecular function: acyltransferase activity. NCBI's taxonomy places the organism in Eukaryota, Viridiplantae, Streptophyta, Magnoliopsida, Poales, Poaceae. Gene Ontology annotation, cellular component: endomembrane system.
AUCUAGAAAAGGGAAAUGAUAUCCAUUUCCCACCCUCCUAAUCCCAUUAGCCAUACGCAGCCCGAGUGUCUUCCCCUUCCCUUUGUGGCGUAAAAGAAAGAAAAUCUCCCGUCUCCUCCGCUCCUUGCGCCGCCAAGACGAGUCGCGGCUGAACAGGGGAGGGGCGGCGAUCUCCAUCUGGCGAGCAGAGCAGGCGAGAGGAUUAUGUUCUCGUUUCUCCUACCCUACAGGAUGUUUAGAUAAUUCGAGACCCUAGCUUUGAACUUUGAGUAGGUUCAGUUCUUAGCUGUAGAAGAUGAAUGGUUCAAGUGGCUCCCAAGGACAUAAUGUCAAUGGAGGACAGAAGAAAGUGCAGCAUGCUAGCCCACUCACUCUGAACAAUGGGUCAAAGCACCGUCCAUUGACUCCCAUGAGACGAUGCCGCGGUGUAGCAUGUGUGGUGAUCAUACUGUCAACAGCAUUCACAUUGAUAGUUUUCAUAGCCCCUAUUACUACUUUCCUUGUUCGGCUAGUCAGCGUGCAUUACAGUAGAAAGGCGACCUCUGUUCUGUUUGGAAUGUGGCUAUCUUUAUGGCCAUUCUUGUUUGAGAAGAUCAACAAGACCAAUGUGGUUUUCUCUGGUGAAAGUGUACUUCCAAAAAAGCGUGUCUUGUUAUUUGCCAACCACAGGACUGAGGUUGACUGGAUGUAUUUGUGGGAUCUUGCAUUGAGGAAAGGCUAUUUAGGAUAUAUCAAGUACAUCCUUAAGAGCAGCUUGAUGAAAUUGCCUGUUUUUAGCUGGGCAUUUCACAUUUUUGAGUUUAUCCCAGUAGAACGGAAAUGGGAGAUUGAUGAAGCAAUUAUCCAGAACAAACUGUCAGCAUUUAAGGACCCCAGAGACCCCCUCUGGUUGGCCGUUUUCCCUGAGGGCACUGAUUAUACUGAGAAGAAAUGCAUCAAGAGUCAAGAAUAUGCUUCGGAGCAUGGUCUGCCUAUACUUAAAAAUGUUCUUCUUCCAAAGACAAAGGGGUUCCUUUGCUGUUUGCAAGAGUUGAAGAGCUCCCUAGAUGCAGUUUAUGAUGUCACAAUAGCGUAUAAGCAUCGCCUGCCAGAUUUUCUGGAUAUUAUAUAUGGCACCGAUCCUUCUGAAGUCCACAUCCACAUCAGAACUGUUAAGCUCUGUGACAUUCCAACGUCAGAAGAUGAAGUAACCGAUUGGAUGAUAGAGAGGUUCAGGCAGAAGGACCAGCUUCUGUCAGAUUUUUUCAUGCAAGGCCACUUCCCUGAUGAAGGAACUGAAGGGGAUGUAUCCACACCGGAGUGCCUUGCUAAUUUCAUUGCAAUAGUCAGCUCGACAGGCUUCUUCUUGUACCUAUCUCUUUUUUCGUCUGUGUGGUUCAAGGUCUAUGUAUUAUUAAGCUGCGCUUACCUUACAUUUGUUACCUAUUUCUCCAUUCAACCACCCCAACUGAUAUGCUCAUCAGAGGGUGGAACCCAUGCCAAAAAGGUACUGUAGAAAGAGGCUGUAGCUUUGACUGGAAACUGUAUAUCUGCAAAAGAUAUUUACUGUAGAAACCCUUGGCUUGUGCAAUUGUCAUCGUUCCUCUUUUGUUUUA